AUGACUACUUCUUUUACUUCUUCAAACACUACUACUCAAGUUGAUCCAUUUACUCAACUUGAUAUUGCAGAAAACAAAAUUAUAGAAUUACAAGAAAAAUUAAAUGAACAAGAAAAAUUAAAUGAGCAAUCUUCAUUGAUUAAUAGUAAUAUUGUAUCUUUGGUUUUGCGGCCUACACAAGAUAAUAUAGAAGGAUUUUCUAUUUCAAAAAUUCCACUUGCAAAAGAUUUAAACUUAAUAACAAGGCUAUUCGUCAAUAUGGAUAUGGAUAUUGAGGAUGAUUAUAGUGAUACUCGAGGAAAUUAUGAAAAUACUAGUCAUAUUUUAAAUAAUA
Molecule: messenger RNA, 334 nt
Organism: Racocetra persica
Lineage: Eukaryota; Fungi; Glomeromycota; Glomeromycetes; Diversisporales; Gigasporaceae
Source: the annotation of a GenBank genome assembly